This is a messenger RNA of Lactuca sativa (garden lettuce), 345 nucleotides long. The record is from RefSeq and is a predicted model, not a curated record. Lineage: Eukaryota; Viridiplantae; Streptophyta; Magnoliopsida; Asterales; Asteraceae.
AUGGCUUCUCUUUCUUCAUCUAUGAUGGCGAUCUUGAAUGUUAUGUUCAUUUUCACAUUGGUAUCUUCUUCUGGCUAUGCCCGACCUUUUAUUUCUCCAAGAUCAGGGCCGACAGAUACAAAUAUUCAAAACUUGAAGGUGGUGGAAGAUCAUGAAUCCGAUAUCAAGAAUUCAGAAUCAUCUCAGGAAUUCUCAUUCGACUUCCCUUUUUCUCAAGAUCCGUUCCAAUCCCCACUUCCAAAUUUUCCUUUUCCGAAGAUACCCGGCUUCCCUUUUCCAAAUCUGCCUCCUUUCAAUAUCCCAGACAUCCCUACCAUUCCUUUUCCUGCACCUCCGCCCAUGUAA